This is a messenger RNA of Megalopta genalis, 688 nucleotides long. Its product is annotated as U3 small nucleolar ribonucleoprotein IMP3. Gene Ontology annotation, molecular function: snoRNA binding; rRNA binding. The record is from RefSeq and is a predicted model, not a curated record. Gene Ontology annotation, biological process: rRNA processing; ribosomal small subunit biogenesis. Lineage: Eukaryota; Metazoa; Arthropoda; Insecta; Hymenoptera; Halictidae. Gene Ontology annotation, cellular component: Mpp10 complex; small-subunit processome.
UAUACUUACAGCAAUCUAACCUAAUAUAUCCUGUCUUACCAUUGACUAGUUUUACCAAAACAUUAUCUUUCUCGCGUGGUGUACUCAGGAUAAAAGUUUUUAACGAAAAUGGUCAGAAAAUUAAAAUACCACGAACAGAAAUUGUUAAAAAAAGUUGAUUUUAUAGCAUGGCAAGCAGAUAAUAAUUUAAAUGAAGUGAAAAUCCUGAAACAAUUUCGAAUACGAAAAAGAGAAGAUUAUACAAGGUACAAGAAAUUAGGACGAGAAAUUCGUGAAUUGGGAAACAAAAUUAAAGAACUUGAUGCUGAGCAUCCUUUUCGAAUUGAACAAAGUGCAUUAUUGUUAGAAAAAUUGUAUAUGAUAGGACUCAUACCAACAAAAUGGGAUUUAUCGUUAACGCAGAAAGUAGAUGGAAUUGCCUUUUGUAGACGACGAUUGCCAGUUAUUAUGGUACGGAAUAAGAUGAGCGAAAACCUUAAAUUGGCAACACAAUUAAUAGAACAAGGUCAUGUUAGAGUUGGAGCAGAAGUUAUAAAAGAUCCUGCAUUUUUAGUAACAAGGAAUUUAGAAGAUUUUGUUACAUGGGUAGAUACAUCAGCUAUCAAAAAGCAUAUUUUAGAGUAUAAUGAUGCUAGGGACGAUUUUGAUAUGCUGUAAAUAAAACUAAUAUAUUAUAAAUUGAAUCACA